Candoia aspera is the source of this 3859-nucleotide messenger RNA. RefSeq names its product USO1 vesicle transport factor (gene USO1). The transcript has 25 exons. Gene Ontology annotation, biological process: intracellular protein transport; transcytosis; vesicle fusion with Golgi apparatus. The coding region runs from base 99 to 2972 and encodes 957 amino acids. Gene Ontology annotation, molecular function: protein binding. Lineage: Eukaryota; Metazoa; Chordata; Lepidosauria; Squamata; Candoiidae. The record is from RefSeq and is a predicted model, not a curated record. Gene Ontology annotation, cellular component: Golgi membrane; ER to Golgi transport vesicle membrane; cytoplasm.
GCGCAGGCGCGUUGAAGUUAGUGCUGACGGGAGUUGACGGGGCCGUAGUGGGGAGUUGCGGCCUGAGGAGCGCUCGGUGCUGAGACCGCGGAGACAAGAUGAAUUUCUUACGGGGCGUCAUGGGCGGCCAGAGCGCUGGACCUCAGCCGUCCGGAGCUGAGACGAUUCAAAAGUUAUGUGACAGAGUAGCAUCCUCCACCUUACUUGAUGAUCGCAGGGAUGCUGUACGUGCCCUUAAAUCUCUUUCAAAGAAAUAUCGCCUGGAAGUGGGGAGUCAAGCUAUGUCUCAUCUUAUACAUGUUCUCCAGACAGACCGUUCAGAUUCUGAAAUAAUUGGCUAUGCUUUGGAUACCCUCUACAAUAUCAUGUCCAAUGAUUUGGAAGAGGAAGAACAAGAAGAAAAUUCACAGAAACAAAUGGAAGAUUUUGGAAGUCAGUUUACUGAAAUUUUCAUUAAGCAACAUGAAAAUGUCACUCUUCUGCUGACUUAUUUAGAGGAGUUUGAUUUUCAUGUCCGGUGGCCUGGAGUAAAACUUCUUACAGUGUUGUUAAAACAGCAGGGUCCCCAAGUGCAGCAGAUAAUCCUAGUCAGUCCUAUGGGAGUCUCAAGGCUAAUGGAUCUACUAGCAGAUUCUAGAGAGGUCAUACGGAAUGAUGGUGUUUUAUUACUUCAGCAGUUAACAAAAAGUAAUGCAGCCAUCCAGAAAAUAGUUGCUUUUGAAAAUGCAUUUGAGAGAUUAUUAGAUAUCAUAACAGAAGAGGGUAACAGUGACGGAGGCAUAGUAGUGGAGGACUGUCUUCUGUUGCUACAAAAUUUGCUGAAGAAUAACAAUUCAAAUCAGAAUUUUUUUAAGGAAGGUUCUUAUAUUCAGCGUAUGAAGCCAUGGUUUGAAGUUGGGGAUGAUAAUGCUGGUUGGUCUGCACAGAAAGUAACCAAUUUGCACUUAAUGCUGCAGCUGGUACGUGUGCUGGUAUCACCUACAAAUCCUCCUGGUGCCACCAACAGUUGUCAAAAAACCAUGUUUCAUUGUGGGUUGUUACAGCAGCUUUGUACAAUCCUGAUGGCAACUGGAGUUCCUGCUGAUAUCCUUACAGAGACCAUUAACACUGUAUCAGAAGUAAUUCGAGGAUCUCAAAUGAAUCAAGAUUACUUUGCUUCAGUGAAUGCACCUUCAAAUCCCCCAAGGCCUGCAAUUGUCGUGCUACUUAUGUCAAUGGUAAAUGAGAGGCAACCAUUUGUGCUGCGCUGUGCUGUCCUUUAUUGCUUCCAAUGCUUCUUAUACAAAAACCAGAAAGGGCAAGGAGAAAUUGUAUCAACUCUUCUACCUUCAACCAUUGAUGCUACUGGAAAUUCUGUCUCAGCUGGCCAACUACUAUGUGGAGGACUCUUUUCUACAGAUUCUCUUUCGAACUGGUGUGCAGCUGUGGCAUUGGCCCAUGCUUUGCAAGAAAAUGCCACUCUAAAGGAACAGCUACUACGGGUACAGCUAGCAACUAGUAUUGGAAACCCUCCAGUGUCCUUACUUCAGCAGUGCACUAACAUUCUGUCUCAGGGUGAUAAGAUCGACAGACGGGGAAGCAAAGUGCAGACAAGGGUUGGAUUAUUAAUGCUGCUUUGCACUUGGCUAAGCAAUUGCCCCAUUGCUGUCACACACUUUCUCCACAAUCCAGCAAAUAUUCCAUUUCUAACAGGACAAAUAGCAGAAAACCUUGGAGAAGAGGAGCAGUUGGUUCAAGGCUUGUGUGCUCUAUUACUAGGAAUCUCCAUUUAUUACAAUGACAAUUCACUUGAGAAUUGUAAGAAAGAGAAACUAAAGCAGCUUAUAGAAAAGAGGAUUGGCAAGGAAAAUUUUAUUGAGAAAUUGGGAUUCAUUAGCAAACAUGAAUUCUAUUCCCGAGCUGCUCAGAAACCUCAGCCAAGCUUUUCUAGCCCUGAUCAUAUGAUGUUUGAUCACGAAUUUACAAAGCUGGUAAAAGAACUGGAAGGAGUUAUAACAAAGGCAGUUUAUAAGUCAAGUGAAGAAGAUAAAAAGGAAGAAGAAGUGAAAAAAACAUUAGAACAGCAUGACAACAUAGUGACACACUAUAAAAAUGUCAUUAGAGUACAGGAUCAGGAGCUUGAGGAAAUGAAGAAACAAAUAGAAUCUUUAAAAGUUCAAAAUGAACAGUUGCAGACAACAGUUACACAACAAGUGUCACAAAUCCAGCAACACAAGGACCAAUAUAACCUCCUUAAAAUACAGCUAGGAAAAGACAAUCAGCACCAUAGUUCCCACAGUGAUAUGACUCAGAUGAAUGGUGUUCAGUCAGAAGAAAUCAGCAAAUUGCAUGAAGAAAUAGAGGAACAGAAGCACAAGCUUGAGCUACUGGAAGAACAGCUAAGAGAAAAAGAUUCUUUGAUUGAAACCCUGAAACUUUCAACAACAAUGGAAGGAACCACGGAACAAUAUUCACAAACCAAUACAUCAGGUGGAGCUCAGUUAAAUAGUGACCUAUGUAAGGAGAUUGAAAACUUGAGGGCCCAAAUCCAGUCACAGUGUUCAGACAUAAUUAAGCUUCAGGGUGAGAAGCAACAACUUCUUCAGAAAAUGAGCCUGACCUCAGUUCCUGCAUCAGAAGACAAUAGCACUGUUAUGGUAGCAAAGACAGCUGACCUGGAAGGACGGCUUUCAGUGGUCCUACAGGAGAAUAAAGAAUUAAAGAAUGAAAUUGCAACACUCAAUGAGGAAAAGUCAUCAUUUAAACAGCAGCUGGAAUCAUCCAAUAGUACUGUGGCAAUUUUGAAAAAUGAAAGAAGUAAACUGCAGCAGGAAGUUGCAGAAUCUAAAAAAGAACAAGAUGAUUUCCUGGUUCUUCUGGCUGAUCAGGAUCAGAAAAUAAUUGCAUUAAAGAAUAAACUCAAAGAACUUGGAGAACCGGUAGGAUACAAAUUUUGCAAAAGCAGGUUGAAGAUGAAGAUGAUAUUGAGUUAGGUGACCAUGGUGAGGAUGAAGAAGAUGAAGAGGAGGAAGAGGAUGGGGAAGGAGAAGAAGAAGAUAAUGCUUUAUUGUGUUAAAUAUGGAAUCUAGUAAUGCUUUGUAAGAACCAAUCUGGAUGGCUUUGUGAUGCAAAACACCUUGAUAAAAAAGCAGGGAAUCAUUAGAAAUUGUCCUCAGUUUCUAAUAUGAUCAGAAAUGUAUUGUAGCUGAAAGAGAAGUCUAGUAUGUUAAGUUUCACGUUCAUACCAAACUGAAUUAUUAACACAUUAGAAACCAUUUUAGAAACUGUCAGAAGGUAACAAUAUGUUGAAUUAAAAUGUGUUGCCUUUUGCAUAUUUUCAGAGUGUUUGUCAUUACUUAAUUUUCCUAAUUUGGAUUUUAUUGUGAUUAAAUAUGGUAUGCAUAUGGCUUAACAUCCGUUGAAUGAAAUCAUUGUCUCCUGUAUUCAGCUUGGAGAGAUCUUAUGGGUUUUUUUCUUAAUAUCUUUGAAAAAAGAUUGAAGGUAAUAGUUUGGUCAAGUUAAGGGAGUAAUGGUUUUCUUACUUUCUUCUCAGUGGAUUUUGGUUUGAAAGGAACUGUUCAGCCUUGAGUGCCUUGCCCCUGAAAUGGCAGCAUUCUGUACCUCAGGAGUAAAAGCUGAAACAGUACAGAGGGAUUUUCAUAGAUAAAGAGCAAUAUUUGAUAGUAUAUUAAAGAAAAACCUUUUUAGCAAAAAUCCCAUGCAAAAGUUUAAAAGGCUAUCAGAUUAUUUUAAAAACAUGUUUGUUUUGUUAAGGUCCCAUAGUGGUUCAAGAUAAUUUAUUGAGUUUCUUUUUGCCCAAUAGAUUUUAAAAAAAGAAAUGCAGUUGCUAUAUCAACUUACUUUUUUGAUAAUAAAGAUA